Actinia tenebrosa (Australian red waratah sea anemone) is the source of this 3318-nucleotide messenger RNA. RefSeq lists its product as uncharacterized. NCBI's taxonomy places the organism in Eukaryota, Metazoa, Cnidaria, Anthozoa, Actiniaria, Actiniidae. The record is from RefSeq and is a predicted model, not a curated record.
UAAAAAGACGAACAAAAGGUUAACAAGGUAUGGCAGAAAAAGCCUGUUUCAAUUUGAGUGAUGGYGAGGAUAGCGUGCCACCGUGGGCAGUCAUAGCGCCACAAUACAUCAAUGUAAUAAGACCAUGUGUUAACACAACAAGCCGUCAUUAUAUUUUGGAGUACAACGGAGAAGCACCUUGGCAAUGGAGAAAAUUACAGCCGUCUUAUCCAGCUAUAUACCUAAAUGCCAUGAAUGAAAGCCUGAGACCCCUGGGAUAUACAAUUUCUUCUAAGGCACACAGAGUGGGGACGCAAUUAAAAACCACAACAUAUCGAUUCAACAAAAGAGUUGGAAAAAUGAAUUCAAAGUCAAGAAAAAUGACAAUAUCAUCAUCUUGGUUCCAAAUGGUUAUUCAAGAGGAUGAGAUCAAAACUGUACCUGAAAAUGUUAUCAAAGAAAAAGAGGAGGAAAUGAAAAAAUUACAAGAGGAGCUAGUGGAGGUGAAUAGGCAUUUGACACAUCAAAGUGCAAAAGUGCUAGAACUGUUGAAGGAAUCUUUGAGUUUCAACGAAGGAAAUGACAGUUUAAAGAAAUAUAAGAAAGAAUUAAUAAACAAAGGGAAACAAAUACAAGACGUGCAGUGUCGUCAGAAGAAUAGGAAGAUCAAACAAAUUAGGGACCAAGCAAGUUCAGUGUUGUGGUUUGCAGAAACAUUUGGGUUGACACCUAAGAGUUUGACUGUUAAGGAGCAAYGUACUGGCACAGAACAUAAAAUUACUCUUUGUAGUGGAACAACACCUUUGCCAAAUAAUCAACCAGAGCAACCCUCUGUGGUAACAGAUCAAGGUGCUCCACCUCAGACUCCACCUCAAACUCCACCUCAGACUCCAACUCAGACUCCAACUCAGACUCCAACUCAGAUCCCACCUCAACAAACACAACCAACAGACAACAUCUCACCAACAAGAAAGUACAGGAUAGAGAAAUUUCUUGCUCUAGAAGAAGAGGAGAGAGAAAAAGUGAUGGAGCUUACCUCCAUUCUCAAUAAAUUUGGGGUGUCCUUCGAGGCAUAUCAUGAAAUCACCCAAAUACCAGGAAACAGUUCCAUGACAAGAUCUUACCUUCUUGAGGGAUGCCAGGGCCAACUUGACUCCAAAUGGAACAUUACUAAGACACCAGGAAAUACUGCAGGGGCUGAGCUCAACUUCCAUGAGCUAUUGCAAGAGCAACUUAGACAGCAUCUUGAAGGAAAACCAAAUGAUAAAGAAGAAAUGACUUUCAAGGUAAAGAUAAGUGGAGAUGGUGCCGCACUUACUAGGAAAAGUAACCUCAUGGUGUGUUCAUUUUCCAUCAUUGAUGACAAUAAAAACAUGAUGUCAAGCUCAGRGAAUCACACUAUUGCAGUGGUUCAAACUGCUGAGAGCUAUGACAACCUUCAAGUUUCCCUGUCAAAUGUCAUUAGAGAUGUGAAUAAGACACAGGAACAAGGGUAUAUAGAGGUUGAUAACCAUAAAGUCAAAAUAGAAUUAUUUCUUGGAGGUGACUACAAGUUUCUCUUAUUGUGUCUUGGAAUGAAGGCGGCCAAUUCCUCACAUGCCUGUAUUUAUUGCAAAGUCAGUACAGAAGAAAGGCAGGACAUGUCAAAGCCAGAGAAUUAUUACCAUUCCAUGAAUGUCAAAAGAAAACUUCAUGACAAAUGGCACAAAGACCCUGGUUGCCAGAAAUCACCUUUGUUUAAUAUCCCUCUGGACCACUGCAUGGUUGACGAGCUACAUGCCUUAUUGCGAAUAACCGACAGACUGGAGCAUGCAUUAAUACAUGAUGCAGUUGACUGGGAUGAGGAAGACAACUUUGGGGUACCCAAAAAAGACCAAAAAAAAUCACACCUCAACAACCUAUUGCAUGCUAUACAUACCUGUGGAGUAGGAUUUCAGAUAUGGUAUGACAAAGACAAUAAGCUGGAUUGGACUUCGCUAAUGGGUGAUGACAAAAAGAAAUUGUUGAGGAAUCUGCCCUCAAAGUUUUCUUCAUUUGUGCACCCAAAAAUAUUAACAUCAGUCACAAAGCUUUGGAAGGAUUUUGCCGCACUUUAUGAUGUGAUGACUAACCUAUCUCCCACUACAGAAGACAUCAAUACCUUUCACACAAAGGCAAAUGAAUGGGCCAAGCUUCUCCUUAGCAUGAAAAGUGAAGGCUAUAACUGGAUGAACCCCAUCACACCUUAUAUACAUAUCAUGGUGUACCACAUGCCRAAACUACUUGAGGAGUAUUGUAGYCUUAAAAUUUUUACAGGGCAAGGUGUAGAGAAAAAAAAUGAUGUAAUGAGGAAAGCAUUCCAUAGGUCUAUCAACAGAUGGGAUGCUUGCAAGUCCCUUUUGCUUAUUGAUAAGAGACAAGAAAGUCUGCAAACAAGCACAAGACAAAAGAGGCCUUACCAMAAGCUCGAUAAMARGWUUUGGGAUCAAGGUGGCAAACUGUUAGUAGCAGGAAAAUACAAAAGAAUUUCUCAACCAGUGCUGGCAGAAGUUGAAACAGAGAAUAUARCUCCAACCAUUUCCACAACUGCAGAAGUACAUACUGAAGAUUCUUUUAAAAAAAUGCUAAACUCACAGCUUAGAGAUGUAGUGUGUCAGCUAACUGGGGAGAGACUGAACAAGAGAACACGCAGAAAUAUUCUUAUUGACACAAUUUUAACAAAACAAUCCCAACAGUAACUGAACAUUUUAUAAACAAAUUAUGUUGAAAUUGAGUACAAACACUACAUAUUUAUUACUCUGUCCUGCAGAGUUUAUAACAUCUACAUGUUAUGUUUUCUAAAACUUAUUGUUAUCUUCUGUAUCCAUCUUCUUUCUUUUUUUGAACCAUCCUUGUUGUACAUUUGGCGUGAUCGUGAAAGGAAAGGAUGAAGUUGAAUAGGAUAAGUAAUUUUUCGAACUGUCCCACGUCUUCUAUAAGUCAUAUCCCAUCCUAGGGGAAAGUAUCUCCUUGGAAAGUCUUGAGCACUUAGUGCAUAUGUCUCUUUUGAACAGACUUUCCCCCUUCCACCAAAAAUGUGCCUGAAAACAGCAUGGUUGAAAAUGAUGGUGGUAUCGGACUGAAGAGAGUCUGUCAAGCCACCAUCAAUUGCAUUUCUUAUCAACUCGACAUGGGCUAGCACAGUUUUAGGUUCAGGGUUUGGUUUUUCAAAUGUUCUGCAAUUAAGAAACAUUAUCUUAGCAUAUUUAUAGGUACUCUUUGUUCAUCAUGUAUACAACCAGUAAUUACAUGACAUUUGUACAAAAUCGUUAGGAAUAUAAGAAUAUAAGCCAAUGAAGAUGUUAGUCAGAACUUACUCAA